Molecule: messenger RNA, 861 nt
Organism: Meyerozyma guilliermondii ATCC 6260
Lineage: Eukaryota; Fungi; Ascomycota; Pichiomycetes; Serinales; Debaryomycetaceae
Product: protein-transporting protein
Exons: 1
Coding region: 1-861 (286 amino acids)
Cellular component (GO): nucleus
Source: RefSeq, a predicted model, not a curated record
AUGAAAAGAAAACAGGACGACUCCGAUAUCGACGUCAGCUCCACGGACUCGGAGCCGGAGAUCGAACAGGAAGAAAUCGAGGAAGAAACCGUGAAUGUAGACUUUGAUUUCUUCGACUUGAAUCCAGACGUCGAUUUCCACGCCACGAAAAACCUCUUGAGACAGUUGUUUGGCGAUGAUUCUGUGGAGUUUGACCUCUCGUCGUUGGCAGACUUGAUCUUGAAGGACAAUUCCGUGGGUACAUGUAUAAAAACUGAUGGUAAAGAAAGCGAUCCAUUUGCACUUCUUUCUGUGAUUAACAUCUCGAACAAUUUGGAAAACUCCACCGUGAAAAAACUCGUGGCAUAUGUCUUGGACAAGACCAACAACCAGCCUAAAUUCAAUGUUUUACUUCGAAAAUUACUAGGCGACAAAAAGAAUAAAGUUGCACUUAUCGUCAGUGAAAGACUCAUCAAUAUGCCCGUGGAAGUUGUUCCCCCCAUGUACAAGAUGUUGCACGAGGAAAUGGAGAGCGCUGAGGACGCCCAUGAAAAAUAUGAGUUCGACUACUUCCUUGUAGUGUCCAAAGUUUACGAGAUGGUUGCAGCCAAAGAACAAGAAGAUGCAAAAACCACCAAAAAAAAGAAGGCUGGUGCAGAUACAACCAAAGAAAUGGAUUAUUUCCACUACGAAGACCUCGUACUCGAAGCCAAUUCCAUCCACCAUGGCUACUACCCCUACACACAUGUAUCACAAGAAACCGACUCUCGAAGAGUGUUCACCGAGUACGGACUCGAUCCGCAAUUGAGUUUGAUUUUACUUAGCAAAGACCAGCUUCAGAAGAGCGUUGGGGAGAUGGAAGCCAAGUUUCCGCCGUUCUAG